Molecule: messenger RNA, 1764 nt
Organism: Hydra vulgaris (swiftwater hydra)
Lineage: Eukaryota; Metazoa; Cnidaria; Hydrozoa; Anthoathecata; Hydridae
Product: protein Red
Biological process (GO): mRNA splicing, via spliceosome
Cellular component (GO): nucleus
Source: RefSeq, a predicted model, not a curated record
UACUUCAAUAACUUUUUUUUUUUAAAGAUUAGUAAAAUUUUAAAGAAAAAAAAAAAGCAUUUGUAAUAAAAAAGGAAAAUGGCACCACCAACAGGAGGUACAGAACCAUUUUCGAAUCCAAUAGCUCCAGCUAACCAUAAGAUGUCAGAAGAAGAAUCUAGGUUAACAAAUGCUGAUUUUCGAUCUUUGCUAAUGACACCUCGUGCAACUCCUUCUGUUGCUCCACCAAAACUACGACUUGGUGUCCCAAAAGAAUUCGCUGAUGCAGAUGAUGCCUAUGCCAAACGAAGAAAGAAAAAACUUUAUUACGCUAAACUAAAAAAACAAGAAGAAGAAAGAGAAAAAGAGCUUAAUGCAAAAUAUAGAAACAGGGCUCUUGAAAGACGCGAAGGCAAAAAUGCAGAUUAUCAGCAUAAUGAUGCACCUGAUCUUGCUAAAACAGCGGAAUAUCGUGCUGUAGCUCCUACUGCAGAUCAAGUAACAUCUGCAGCAGAACGACGUCGUUUAGCUAUCCAAGAAAGUAAGUUUUUAGGAGGUGAUAUGGAGCACACACAUUUGGUGAAAGGUCUUGAUUUUGCACUCUUACAGAAGGUUCGUAGUGAAAUAGCAUCACUUGAAACUAUGCAACCAAAAGAGAUUGAAGAAGCUCAUGAAGCCGCUAAUAAAAAAACAGAAGAUGCAACUCAAGGUAUCGAGUUUCAAAGUAUAACAGGACGAAAAAUUCACAAAGCAGCUUUAAGCAAUAAGCCACCUGCAAGAAAUGAACUAUUUCUUCCGAAGAGAAUGGCAUAUGUGUUUAAUUUGGAUGAUGAGUUAGAUGAUUCUGACAUUCCAACAACAUAUAUACGAAGUAAAGCAGAUUGUCCAGCUGUUGAGAAUCAAGCAACACUUACAACAAAUGACAUUGUGAUCAAUAAAUUGACACAAAUAUUGUCAUAUUUGCGUCAUGGAAUGCGUGCCAGCAAAAAAUUUAAGAAAAGAGAAAAAGAGUUAAUAAGAGCUGGCAAAGAUCCUCGUACUGAAGAUCCUCGAACUGAAGAUAGCAUAUAUGGAGAAAUUGGCGAUUAUGAUACAUCAAUGGCUAACAACCAGCAGGAUAGCCACCCAUCUGGAAAAAAUAUGCAAUCAAAUUAUUUUAGCGGCAAAAAGGAUGAGGAAAAAUCAUUUAAUAAAACUGAAACAAAUGUGAAAGAUUUUGUCCAAAAUAUUGCUGCAAAGUAUGGUUCAAAGUCUGCUUCAAUAAAUGAACCAUCUGCAAUUGAUCACCAUAGAGACAAAAAAAAACCAAAGCGUAAGGAUGAAGUAACGGAUAGCUAUGCAGAGUGCUAUCCUGGGGCUGCAGAGAUGGCAGAUGCAGUUGAUGAUAGUGAUGAUGAUGCAGAUUAUUCCAAAAUGGAUAUGGGUAACAAAAAAGGACCUGUAAAACGCUGGGAUUUUGAAAAUGACGACGAUUACAAUAAAUAUAUGGAAAACAGAGUUGCAAUGCCUAAGGCUGCUUUUCAGUUUGGAAUUAAAAUGCACGAAGGACGUAAGACAAGGACGCGACCUGGUAAACAAACUGAAAAGCAAAAGUUGGAUAGAGAAUGGCAACAGAUCAGCAGUCUCAUUGCCAAACGAAAAGGUGGAGAUGGCGGACCGCCAAGUGGAAAAAAACAAAAAGAUUAUUAAACGAUCGUCUUUUUUGUCUGUUCGCAUAUUUUGAACUUUAGAAUUCUGAAUAUAAAUUUUAUGUAACUAUUUAAGAGAAUAAGUAAGGUAAUAAAA